UCUCUCUCUCUCUCUCUCUCGUGAAGACGGAAAAAAUUGCAGAACUCCAACUCCAGCUUCACGUCCACAAAUCCAUCGCACACGACACACCCUGGCUCCGACUCCGCCAUUAACAGUUUCAAUACUACUCGGUGUGUCCGGCCGUCAGUCACACAAUUCGGUACCCAAUCUCGGCAGUUCGCCGGCGAAAAUCUUGGGGUGGAGUUUAUUUUGGCUAGUCCCGAAUUUCAAUUUCACCGUCAUUAUCAACACAGUGUGAGAAACUCCUCUUAUCAUCUUCUCUCUUCCAUAUGUCCAAUACGGUCAGAACUAAGCUUGCCUCUCUUUCCCCGGCCCAUCUGUUUCGAAAUAUACGCCGUUUCUCCUCUAUUGAGGAUGGGCUAGGGCGCCCGGAUUACCCUCCGGAACCUAUUCCAAAUAGGCCCUUGAGAAGGAAAUCUUAUCCUUCUCAAAGCCCUCGAUUCCCAAAGCCCAAUCGCGUUCGGGAAAAUGAAAACCUAAAUUCAUUUAGGGCCGAAACUGAUGCUGAUUUUCUGGAAAGGUUUAAGCUUGGGUUUGAUCGCAAAUUGGAAAGCCAAACAGACUCGGGAGAUAAAAAUAUUCAAUACGAGAAAGCAAAGAAUCCGGAGCCUUCGCCACCGGAGGAUGCGGAUGAAAUAUUUAAGAAAAUGAAGGAGACGGGGUUGAUCGCAAAUGCAGUUGCUAUGCUUGAUGGUUUGUGUAAAGAUGGACUGGUACAAGAGGCAAUGAAGCUCUUUGGACUAAUGCGUGAGAAGGGCACGAUUCCAGAGGUGGUCGUUUACACUGCUGUGGUGGAGGGCUUCUGCAAGGCACACAAGUUUGAUGAUGCAAUAAGAAUUUUUAAGAAGAUGCAGAGUAAUGGGGUGGUUCCGAAUGUGUUUAGUUAUCAGGUUUUGGUUCUGGGGCUAUGUAGUGGGAAGAGGUUGGAGGAUGCAUAUUUGUUUACCAUUGAAAUGUUGGAGGCUGGACAUUCCCCGAAUUUGGCAACUUUCACCGGAUUGGUUGAUGGGUACUGCAGGGAAAAAGGUCUGGGAGAGGCUCAGUUUGUGAUACAAGCCAUGAGGCAGAAGGGAUACUUCGUUGAGGAGAAAGCAGUUAGGGAAUAUUUGGAUAAGAAAGGCCCUUUCUUGCCUUUGGUGUGGGAGGCAAUUCUGGGAAAAAAAGCUUCAAAGAGGUCUCUGUUCUAAGGGUUUCUUAUUUUCCUUUUAAACUUAGUUUCUUUGUUUUCUGUGGAUGGAUGAGAUUUGACAAGCAACAGUGUGUUGUUUGUUCAUUGUGUUUUUGUCCCUCCUGCUCGAACAUUAGUUUAUAUUGUUCUAUUUAAUGUUCAGUUUUCUCCCAUUCUUA
Molecule: messenger RNA, 1368 nt
Organism: Sesamum indicum (sesame)
Lineage: Eukaryota; Viridiplantae; Streptophyta; Magnoliopsida; Lamiales; Pedaliaceae
Product: Pentatricopeptide repeat (PPR) superfamily protein
Molecular function (GO): protein binding
Source: RefSeq, a predicted model, not a curated record